Rhagoletis pomonella (apple maggot) is the source of this 544-nucleotide messenger RNA. RefSeq lists its product as uncharacterized. The record is from RefSeq and is a predicted model, not a curated record. Lineage: Eukaryota; Metazoa; Arthropoda; Insecta; Diptera; Tephritidae.
CACAGGAGCAAGCCCCAAAGAAGGUCUCCAAAUUUAUGGACGGCGCAGCGAGAGCUGAGCCGGCUGGGGCAGUAACAAUGCCCACGACCGAGGCAAGCCUGCCUCGUGAAGACGCCGGAAAGGCCGUGAAACCAGCAUCCUUUAGGGACGCACUGUGUGAGGUGAAGCUGGGUAUAGUCCCCGAGAACUAUCCGGCUACGGUCUGGUCGACGGACGAACUGAGGGCCAUUCAGAAUGCCAUCCUUAGGGCGAUAAGAGGCAACAAAGAUAGCGCUAUAAAGCCUAUUUUUGAUGGCUGCACUUUUCGUCCGGGAUGGUUAUCCAUUAUCUGCAGGGACGCAGUAACUGCGGAGUGGAUAAGGGCUACAGUUCCGAAGAUUGCCCCCUGGAAAGGGGCAAAGAUGAAGGUGGUAGCGGAUAGAGAAACGCCUCGCCCCAUAAUUUUGGUGGGAUUCUUCCCGGAGCUGGAUAGCUCCAGGAAUGAGGACGCGCUACUACUUCUUCAGGGGCAGAAUGAAGGCCUCAAAAUAAUGGACUGGCGAGU